Meira miltonrushii is the source of this 414-nucleotide messenger RNA. Its product is annotated as putative ERV14. The transcript has 4 exons. The record is from RefSeq and is a predicted model, not a curated record. Gene Ontology annotation, biological process: endoplasmic reticulum to Golgi vesicle-mediated transport. Bases 1 to 414 code for a protein of 137 amino acids. Gene Ontology annotation, cellular component: COPII-coated ER to Golgi transport vesicle; endoplasmic reticulum membrane. Lineage: Eukaryota; Fungi; Basidiomycota; Exobasidiomycetes; Exobasidiales; Brachybasidiaceae.
AUGUCUGGCGAAGGAUGGUUGUUUCUCUUCGCUGUGCUGCUCUCUGCAGCUCUGCUAUUUACCAUGGUGUUCUACAUCAUCAUGUUCUCUGAUCUAGAAUGCGACUACAUUAACCCUAUCGACCUUUGCAACAAGCUCAACCAGUUCACCCUUCCCGAGAUGGCCGCUCAUGCUGUAUUAACGGUAUUCUUCCUGCUAAGCGGACAAUGGCUGGCAUUCAUUCUCAAUGCUCCUUUAGUGGCAUUUAAUGUGAAUAAAGUGAUGAACAAGAAUCAUAUGUUGGACGCAACGGAAAUCUUUAGAACGCUAUCGCUGCACAAAAAAGAAUGCUUUUACAAAUUGGGUUUUUACCUUAUCAGUUUCUUCUAUUAUCUAUACCGGAUGAUCUUGGCUUUGAUCGCCGAUACGGAAUAG